ACCUAUUUGCCAGUGCACAGAAUUACAAAUGUCAAAGAUACGCUUCAUGGAAACUUGACCCUUAUGCUGAAAUAGUAGACGCGUUUACCUUCAACUGGCAGGGAAUUUUCUUUUACGCCUUCCCUCCAUUCAGUCUAAUUACCAGACUGUUAGAAAAAAUUAAAUUAGAUAAAGCAGUCGGUAUUGUAGUAGUACCGUACUGGCCAUCACAGCCAUGGUUUCCCUUGUGGUCCAGGCUUGUUGUUUCUGAAAAAAUAUUUUUCGGCCCUCAUAUGUCUUUGUUACACUCUCCUUUCAGAGUCUGUCAUCCGCUUCAUGCGAGCCUUAUCCUGGUGGCAGCGAAAUUAUCAGGCAAUCUAUGAUCAAGCGCGGGGUCCCACAAGCAUCCUUGGACGUAAUGAUGGCCUCCUUUGCUAAAAAUACUUUAAAGCAAUAUAGUAGUUCUAUCAAAUGUUGGUGGUAUUUUUGUAAAACAAAUAAUGUUGAUUUAUAUAAUGCUGAUUAUACUAAGAUUAUAGCGUUCCUAACUACAAAACUUAAUGAAGGCGCCAGUUACAGUAGUUUAAAUAUACAUAGGUCCGCUUUGUCUAUAUUAUUAGGUUCAAAUGCGACUUCAAAUGAUAACAUUAAUCGAUUUUUUAAAGGGGUAUUUAGAUUAAACCCUCCAAAUCCUAAAUAUCAAUCAACUUGGGAUACAAAUGUUGUAUUAAAUUAUUUAUCGAAUGUAUACCCUUACGAUAACAUAGCACUAGCUGAUUUGACAUAUAAGACUUGCGCGCUUUUAGCUAUAGCGUCUGCUCAAAGAAUGCAAACGAUUAGUUUAAUUAAGCUUCAAAAUAUUAAAAUACAAAAUGAUGCAAUUGUUAUUAAAAUAUCUGAUUUUAUUAAAACAUCGCGGCCCGGAACCUACCAACCACUCAUCAGAUUACCUUUCAUUUUAGAGAGGCCCAGUGUUUGUCCAGCUUUGGCACUUCGAAAUUAUAUAGAUAAAACUAGGGCUUUACGGUCAAAUCAUUCGGAAGGAAAUCUUUUUAUUAGUACCCGAAAGCCUCACAAAACUGUAGGUUCACAAACGUUAGCACAUUGGGUAAAACAUGUGUUAGAGAAAAGCGGUGUUGAUAUAACAUUAUUUGGAGCUCACAGUACGCGUGCAGCGUCCACAUCGGCCGCGCACAGCUCCGGAGUUAACCUGGAAGUGGUUCGUAAGGCUGCGGGCUGGAGCGAUACUUCUAAUGUAUUCCUUAAAUAUUACUGUCGGGAAGUAGUACACACUGAUAAAGACCAAUUUGUUAAUGCUUUAUUUAGGACCGAUUUAGAUGAGAACUAG
Molecule: messenger RNA, 1327 nt
Organism: Leguminivora glycinivorella
Lineage: Eukaryota; Metazoa; Arthropoda; Insecta; Lepidoptera; Tortricidae
Exons: 2
Coding region: 359-1327 (322 amino acids)
Biological process (GO): DNA integration; DNA recombination
Molecular function (GO): DNA binding
Source: RefSeq, a predicted model, not a curated record